ACAAUGGUGGAGGAAAAGCAGCGCCAAAAACCCUAAAACUCUGUAACCCUAACCGAAACAAAACCCUAAACCCCAAAUUGAGCUCAGUCUCUGAUGGCAACGUCCCUGCUGGAAAUACCAACCAAUGUGCUCCACAGAAAGCACAAUCACCUCGCCUUCUUCUCCAAUGGCGCUAGUGCAAGGAGCAGUGUCCCCAUUUCGCAUGAGAGGAGAUCGCGUUUCUUCCCCAUAGUGUCAAUGACAGCCACACCGGUUCAGACUUUUCUUGAAAAGUCAGCACCUUCGCCUCAAAACACUGGCCUUCCAAUAAUGGUUAAUGCAUGUACUGGAAAAAUGGGAAAGGCUGUCAUUAAUGCAGCAGAAGCUGCUGGAUUGCAUGUUGUUCCCGUAUCAUUUGGGUGUGAAGAGGAGUCUGGAAAGACUUUUCAGGUCUGUGGAAAGGAGUUUCUUGUGGAUGGUCCUUCUGACAGGGAGAGUGUUCUUCUAACUGUCCUUGAUAAAUAUCCGAAUUUGAUUGUCGUGGACUACACAGUUCCAACUGCAGUCAAUGGCAAUGCAGAGUUAUACUGUAAGGUCGGGGUGCCCUUCGUGAUGGGAACCACCGGUGGAGAUAGGGACCUAUUGUAUAAGACUGUUGAAGACUCAAAGAUUUAUGCUGUAAUAUCCCCGCAAAUGGGAAAGCAGGUUGUUGCUUUUCUUGCGGCCAUGGAAAUUAUGGCAGAGCAAUUUCCUGGAGCCUUCUCUGGGUAUUCCUUACAGGUAUUGGAGUCUCAUCAAGCCAGCAAAGCUGAUGCAUCUGGGACUGCGAAGGCUGUAAUUUCUUGCUUCAACAAACUUGGGGUGUCUUUCAACAUGGAUCAGAUACAAUUGAUCAGGGAUCCCAAGGAACAACUUGAAAUGGUGGGAGUCCCAGAGGAGCAUUUAUUGGGUCAUGCGUUUCAUAUGUAUCAUUUGACAUCACCAGAUGACACAGUUUCAUUUGAGUUUCAACAUAAUGUUUGUGGUAGAUCAAUAUAUGCAGAGGGCACUGUUGAUGCUGUAAUUUUUCUUGCUAAGCAGAUUGAAACAAAGGAUCACAAGAGAAUAUACAAUAUGAUUGAUGUCUUGCGACAGGGCAAUAUGCGAUGAAAUUUUCCUUGCAAUCUGGAUGCAAGAUGUCAACUGGAGAACUUGCUUAACGAGAUUUGAUAUUCUGGUUUUUGAGAACCAAGCAAUUUUCAUCUUUUGUUCAUUGUUCAUCUCUGUCUAAGUUGAGGAAAGCUUAUUGAGUGUACUAUGUAUCUGUGUAUCGUCCAGAACUAUGUAAACACUCAGUUUUUUUUUUUGGAUCAGUUUCAAGAUUUUUGUUUAGUUUCUCAUAACCUUAAUUAACCACGUCACCUUAAAAU
Messenger RNA from Gastrolobium bilobum, 1388 nucleotides. RefSeq names its product 4-hydroxy-tetrahydrodipicolinate reductase 2, chloroplastic-like. Gene Ontology annotation, cellular component: chloroplast stroma. The record is from RefSeq and is a predicted model, not a curated record. NCBI's taxonomy places the organism in Eukaryota, Viridiplantae, Streptophyta, Magnoliopsida, Fabales, Fabaceae. The transcript is spliced from 8 exons. Bases 94 to 1128 code for a protein of 344 amino acids. Gene Ontology annotation, molecular function: NADPH binding; 4-hydroxy-tetrahydrodipicolinate reductase activity.